AUGGCCUUCGUCUUCCUCGUGUGCAUGUCCUCGCUCCUUGUCACUCUCUUCUCUUCCUACCUGUACCAAGUGCUGCUCCAUGGAGGCAACCGCCGCCUUCCACCUGGCCCCGUGCCGCUUCCCCUCAUCGGCAACCUCCUCGACGUCGCCAGCAGCAGCAUGCUCCCCCACCGCUCCCUGUCGCGCCUCGCCGAGCGCUAUGGCCCGCUCAUGACGCUCCGACUGGGGACGGCGCUUGUGAUCGUCGCCUCCUCCCCGGCAGCGGCGCGCGAGGUGCUCAGGACGCACAACGCCACCAUCACCGGCCGGAACUCCCCGGACGCCUGGAACGGCAUGGACCACGCCGCCAACUCGGUGUUCAUCCUCCCGCCGCGCCGCAGGUGGCGCGCGCUGCGCAGGAUCGGCGCCGAGCACCUGCUGUCGCCACGGCGGCUGGACGGCCUGCGCCCGGCGAUGCGCGCCGCCGUCCUCGACAUGCGCCGCCGCAUCGUCGCCGUCUCGGAGUUGCCGGUUGAGGUCGGCCGAGUGGUCUUCGACGCCAUGGCGGAUUUCAUGUGGCGGGCAUUGUUCUCGUCCGGUCUGGACGCUGACACGCUGCACGAGCUGCACGGCGUCGCGCGGGAGGCCGCGCUCCUGGCCCUGAAACCUAACGUCUCCGACUUCUUCCCGGCGCUCGCUGCCCUCGACCUACAGGGAGUGCGGCGGAGUAUGGCGAGGCAGCUGGGAAAGGUCUACAAGCUCAUCGACCAUGAGAUCGACCAGAGGAAGCGCGGCGGUGCCGGCGAUGAGCACACGGCCGACGAUUUGCUGGAUGUCAUACUCGACAUGUUGCAGCAAGAAGGCAAGUUCGACGGGGUGCUCAUGAUGAACAGGGACGCCAUGAGGGCAUUUCUCACGGAUUUAUUUCUGGCCGCCAUGGACACUGUCACAGGUGCAAUUGAGUGGGCAAUGGCAGAGUUGCUACAAAAUCCAGAGGCCAUGAAGAAGCAAAAAGUGGAACUUAAUAGUGUUCUUGGCUCAAAGACAUAUGUUGAAUACACCGACAUCGAUAACCUCCCCUACCUUCAAGCAGUCAUCAAAGAAACUCUGCGGCUGCACGCAGUUGUGCCAUUGGUGCCCAACAAGGCCGAGGACACAGUAGAAAUACAGGGGUACACCAUCCCCAAGGGAAGCACUGUGAUAGUUAAUCUGUGGGCGAUCCAUCACAGUGCUGAGGUGUGGACCGACCCAAGCAAGUUCAUCCCUGAGAGAUUCCUGUGCAAGGAGUUCCAUUUCCAAGGGACAGACCACUUUGAGUUCAUGCCGUUCAGUGCGGGAAGGCGCAUUUGCCUCGGAUUGCCGCUCGCGAACAGGAUGCUGCAUGCAUUGCUAGGCUCACUGUUGCACCACUUUGAGUGGACACUGCCCCAGGAUGCCAUGGAAAACGGCCUAGAUAUGUCGGAGAAGCUUGGGUUAACUAUGUCCAUGGCUACCCCACUGCAGGCUAUAGUGAAGGGAAUGUGAUGCCUCAUGGUACAUGUAGCUACCAUCCUACUAUGCAGGUCUGGGAGCGUUUCAAGACAUUAUAUGGCUCUAUCCUUCAAGAGCAGACUCCCCUUUUCUUUUCUUUUCUUUUUUGCAUUAUAUAUAUGGCAAGAAAAAUAGAAAAAAAAAAUGUUAGAAUCAGGCUCCAUUGACCAAGAAGUUUGCAAUAUAAUAAUUGUAUCAAAC
Panicum virgatum (switchgrass) is the source of this 1710-nucleotide messenger RNA. RefSeq names its product cytochrome P450 76T24-like. The transcript is spliced from 2 exons. Gene Ontology annotation, molecular function: heme binding; iron ion binding; oxidoreductase activity, acting on paired donors, with incorporation or reduction of molecular oxygen. The record is from RefSeq and is a predicted model, not a curated record. Bases 1 to 1503 code for a protein of 500 amino acids. Lineage: Eukaryota; Viridiplantae; Streptophyta; Magnoliopsida; Poales; Poaceae.